AUGCACCGAUCACUCCAGCAGAUGAUGGAUGAAGUUGUCCUGCGCGCGCGUCUGUUCCUGUUGUUGCUCGUGUUGGUGCACGCGCUUUCAACGCGGAACCAAAGUUUGGGUCACGUGGACCCGUUAACACUGACCCGCGCGGACCCGCACUGCUGGGAGAGCGCCUCUGCACUGCUGCUGGAGAUGCGAACGCCGCGGAUCGCGCACUCGGUGCCGGACUUCUGGGACCUCAUGGUGUUUCUCAAGUCCUCGGACAACUGGAAACACAGCGCGCUGUUCUGGGACCUGGCACAAGUCUUCUGGGACCUCUACGUGGACUGCAUCCGGUCCCGGAACCAUGGGCUCGGGAGGCGGCACGUCAUGCGGACAAAACGGCGUCUCACGGUCGCGCGCUCUCUCUCCGCGGACAAAUCUUUUGUGCAAGAGUCAGAGAACCAUUUUUCGAAGUUAAAGAAGUUCACUCGAGCCUGGUUUCAAAUUCAGGUGCAGCAGGACGGACCACGCAGCUUGUACAGUGAUGCUUAUCCAGAAACCAAGGCUUCAGUAAAAAUGUAA
Clarias gariepinus (North African catfish) is the source of this 555-nucleotide messenger RNA. Its product is annotated as protein FAM237A-like. NCBI's taxonomy places the organism in Eukaryota, Metazoa, Chordata, Actinopteri, Siluriformes, Clariidae. The record is from RefSeq and is a predicted model, not a curated record. The transcript has 2 exons. The coding region runs from base 1 to 555 and encodes 184 amino acids.